AUGGUAUCAGAUGGCACAUUCAAGACAUGUCCUCCUCUCUUCCAGCAAAUAUACACCAUCCACGGGAUGAAACAUAAAACCAUUAUCCCAGCUAUUUAUGUCCUGAUGGCAUCACGUCGCCAACAAGAUUACCUUAAUAUUUUUAAUCAAAUAAAUUUCCAAAUUUUUUUAAAUCCUAAAUUCAUCAUGAUCGACUUUGAAUUAGCAGCCUUAUCUGCUUUUAUACAGUCGUUUUUACUGACUGCGAUCCGCGGGUGCCUGUUUCAUAUGUCGCAAUGCAUAUGGCGCACUGUUCAAAAAAAUUCAUUAAUUUGCAAUGCAUAUAAAACGCAAACAAAUUUUGCUAUGUUCAUAAAAAUGUUAAUGUCACUGGCAUAUGUACCAGUGGAGGAUGUAAUUCAUGGAUUCGAGGAAUUAUGUGCCUCUGAAUUCUAUCAAGAAAAUAGAAAUAUUCUCGCCCCCUUGAUAGAAUACUUUGAAGAGACGUGGAUUGGAAAAAUGAUAGCUAUGGAGAGGAGGUCGCCAAUAUUUAGCAUUUCUCUAUGGAAUUGCUACGAAUCAACACUAGCUGGUGAACCGAAUACCAAUAAUUCAGUAGAAGGCUGGCAUCAAAGUUUUUCGUCUCAUAUAAGUUCCCAUCAUCCAACGAUCUUGAAAUUUAUAAAGAGUUAG
Messenger RNA from Gordionus sp. m RMFG-2023, 672 nucleotides. RefSeq lists its product as uncharacterized. The transcript has a single exon. Lineage: Eukaryota; Metazoa; Nematomorpha; Gordioida; Chordodea; Parachordodidae. The record is from RefSeq and is a predicted model, not a curated record. The coding region runs from base 1 to 672 and encodes 223 amino acids.